AUGACGAAGGAAGCCAUAUCUGAAUCAUCGAUUAAACCUGUUCCCCUACACCCGGCUUACUCCGUGUCGAACAUUCAGUCUAAGAUCCGGACAUUGGACGGGUCGCAGGUAACAUAUUCGGCAUGGGUUAAGCUAUUCCGCCUUCACGUGGUCGCAUACAAGGUUGAAAAUCACAUCGAUGAUACACCACCACCCGCAGCCAAAUCCCCUGAAUAUGCCCAAUGGAAGGAACUUGACGCAUUGGUCCUUCAGUGGAUCUACAGCACCGUUUCGGAUAAUAUUCUGAAACGCCUCAUGGAUACGACUGUAGCCCGGGAUGCGUGGUUAAAGCUCGAGAAACAAUAA
Molecule: messenger RNA, 345 nt
Organism: Helianthus annuus (common sunflower)
Lineage: Eukaryota; Viridiplantae; Streptophyta; Magnoliopsida; Asterales; Asteraceae
Exons: 1
Coding region: 1-345 (114 amino acids)
Source: RefSeq, a predicted model, not a curated record